Vanessa atalanta (red admiral) is the source of this 853-nucleotide messenger RNA. It is a transcript of the gene CAH3, whose product is annotated as carbonic anhydrase 1-like. The coding region runs from base 36 to 845 and encodes 269 amino acids. Lineage: Eukaryota; Metazoa; Arthropoda; Insecta; Lepidoptera; Nymphalidae. Gene Ontology annotation, cellular component: cytoplasm. The record is from RefSeq and is a predicted model, not a curated record. Gene Ontology annotation, molecular function: zinc ion binding; carbonate dehydratase activity. The transcript is spliced from 6 exons.
UACAUAUAGACUGUUUUACAUAUAAUUUUAAUAUAAUGUCACCAAAACCAAGGUCAAUUAAAGUUUGCCCAUCAAAUACAGCAGCUUCAGAUGCGGAACAGAUUUCAAAACUCCGAGCCUCUCAGUCACCUAUCGCUAUUGCUGUCCAGCGUUGUCCAACCUGGUCAUCGCUGGAACCACUCCGCUUCAAGCGCUAUUGGGACAACGACUCCAAUGGUGUUCUACUCAAUACAGGACAAACAGCGUAUUUUACACUGGAUUCACCAACACGGCCCCGUCUAAGCGGAGGGCCACUUAUUGGCGACUAUAUCUUCGAACAGAUGCACUUUCAUUGGUCGGUUGAUGAUUUCACUGGAUGCGAACACGUACUGGACGGGCACGGUUAUGCAGCAGAGUGCCACCUAGUCCAUUACAACAGUAAAUACGAAUCUUUAGAAGCAGCAGUGGAGCACGCGGAUGGAUUAGCCGUAGUUGGUUAUUUAUUAGAGGCAGCUGACGCGCCGAAUCCAAGUUUUGACAUGUUUGUAGAAGGAUUGGAACAAAUCAGAAAGCCUGAACAUAGCGUGGUAGUUUCAGCAGAGUCAUUAGCCUGGAUGAACAGAGAAGACGUAACAACGGGGAGCUACGUGACGUACAAGGGUUCUCUAACUACACCCCCCUACACUGAGUGUGUCACUUGGAUAAUAUACGAGAAACCAGUGCAAAUUGGAACGGAACAGCUGGGGCUUUUAAGACAAUUGGAGGGAGCAGACAGCGUACCAAUAGAAAGGAACGUGAGGCCUACGCAGCGACAUCCGCCCGGACACUCCGUUAUAUAUGUGAAACAGAUCAAGGCUAAACUCUGACAGUUUUA